Messenger RNA from Nelumbo nucifera (sacred lotus), 2357 nucleotides. RefSeq names its product succinate dehydrogenase [ubiquinone] flavoprotein subunit, mitochondrial. Gene Ontology annotation, cellular component: respiratory chain complex II (succinate dehydrogenase). Gene Ontology annotation, molecular function: electron transfer activity; succinate dehydrogenase (quinone) activity; flavin adenine dinucleotide binding. Gene Ontology annotation, biological process: mitochondrial electron transport, succinate to ubiquinone; tricarboxylic acid cycle. The record is from RefSeq and is a predicted model, not a curated record. Lineage: Eukaryota; Viridiplantae; Streptophyta; Magnoliopsida; Proteales; Nelumbonaceae.
UGUCCUCGUCUUGCCAUUUCGCAGCCCGUGCGAUCUCCAAAGGAGAGCGACAGAGUGAACAGAGAAGUCGAGACAGUAAUACGGAGCGAUGUGGCGCUGCGUUUCUCGUGGCCUCGGUCUUUCUCCUUCUUCUUCCUCUUCGAAGAGAUCUAUCUCAAGCGAACCUCUUAAACGCCUCACCACAAGAUUCCUCUCCACUGAAUCAACUGGGGGACGAUCCUCUUAUACUAUCGUCGAUCACACAUAUGAUGCUGUUGUUGUGGGAGCUGGUGGUGCUGGGCUCAGAGCGGCCAUUGGACUCUCGGAGCAUGGAUUCAAUACAGCUUGUAUUACCAAGCUUUUUCCGACUCGUUCACAUACUGUUGCAGCACAGGGUGGAAUAAAUGCUGCAUUAGGAAAUAUGACAGAAGAUGAUUGGAGGUGGCACAUGUAUGACACAGUCAAAGGAAGUGAUUGGUUAGGUGAUCAGGAUGCUAUUCAGUAUAUGUGCAGGGAGGCACCAAAAGCGGUCAUAGAGCUUGAAAAUUAUGGAUUGCCAUUUUCUCGAACUGAAGAUGGGAAAAUUUAUCAGCGUGCAUUUGGUGGUCAAAGCCUGGACUUUGGAAAAGGUGGACAGGCCUAUCGUUGUGCAUGUGCUGCUGAUAGAACGGGCCAUGCUUUGCUGCACACUUUAUAUGGUCAGGCUAUGAAACAUAAUACACAGUUCUUUGUGGAGUACUUUGCAUUGGAUCUUAUCAUGGACAGUAGUGGUACCUGCCAAGGAGUAAUUGCACUAAAUAUGGAGGACGGGACAUUACAUCGGUUCCGUGCUGCUUCAACAAUUUUAACAACAGGGGGUUAUGGUAGAACUUAUUUUUCUGCAACCUCAGCUCAUACAUGUACUGGUGAUGGCAAUGCUAUGGUUGCACGUGCUGGGUUACCCCUUCAGGAUCUUGAGUUUGUGCAGUUUCAUCCAACGGGUAUAUAUGGUGCAGGAUGCCUCAUUACUGAAGGAUCUCGUGGUGAAGGUGGUAUUCUUAGGAAUAGUGAAGGUGAAAGAUUUAUGGAGCGGUAUGCACCUACAGCCAAGGAUCUUGCAUCAAGGGAUGUUGUGUCAAGAUCUAUGACCAUGGAAAUACGAGAAGGUCGUGGUGUAGGACCACUGAAGGACCACAUUUAUCUUCACUUAAAUCACUUACCACCAGAUGUACUCAAGGAGAGGCUUCCUGGAAUCUCUGAGACUGCUGCCAUUUUUGCGGGGGUUGAUGUCACAAAGGAGCCCAUCCCUGUUUUACCUACUGUUCACUAUAAUAUGGGGGGAAUUCCCACAAAUCACCAUGGAGAGGUGGUUCACAUAAAAGGUAAUGAUCCAGAUGCUGUUGUUCCUGGGCUAAUGGCUGCUGGUGAGGCAGCAUGUGCAUCAGUUCAUGGUGCCAAUCGGCUUGGUGCAAAUUCGUUACUUGAUAUUGUUGUUUUUGGUCGAGCUUGUGCAAAUAGAGUGGCAGAGAUCCUAAAACCAGGGGAGAAACAAAAACCUUUGGAAAGUGAUGCUGGAGAGAAAACCAUUGCAUGGCUGGAUAAACUGAGGCACUCAAAUGGUUCAUUGCCAACAUCAAAAAUCCGUCUGAAUAUGCAGCGAGUGAUGCAAAACAAUGCUGCCGUUUUCCGCACACAGGAGACAUUAGAAGAAGGUUGUCGGUUGAUUGACAAAGCAUGGGAAAGCUUUCAUGAUGUUAAGUUAAAGGACCGAAGCCUCAUAUGGAACUCGGACUUGAUAGAAACUAUAGAAUUGGAAAACCUAUUGAUAAAUGCAUCUAUAACCAUGCAUUCUGCUGAGGCAAGGAAGGAGAGUAGGGGAGCACAUGCCCGUGAAGAUUUUACGAAAAGGGACGAUGAGAACUGGCUGAAACAUACACUGGGAUACUGGGUGAACGAGAAGGUCCGUCUAGAUUACAGACCGGUCCACAUGAAAACAUUAGAUGACGAGGUUGAGUCAUUCCCACCCAAAGCGCGUGUAUAUUGAUACCUUUUUCCAUAAAGAAGAGAUGGAACAACUUGUUGGAUGUCCUCAUUACAAGGUUCCAAUAAAUUAUUGACAGCUAGGCAUUUUGGGAAUGAUUGUAGCUUACAUCAGAGUUGAGCAGUUGAUAUGAUGUGUAUCAUUGGAACUCCUUUCAAUCUCGCAUAAUAAUCAGGAAAUUUCCUUUUAAUCUCUCAAUAACCGGGCUUUACGUAAUUCAUGAAUAACCUUCUGUGAGAAUGUAUUCUUUUCUUGAAUACAUCAUUCAUUCAUGUAUGCUAAACAUGAAGAACGAGCUAGCUUCUAGUACAUGAGAACAAAAUUUAGAAACAUUUUAAAAUUGCGAAGCAUUAUUAUA